Molecule: messenger RNA, 1378 nt
Organism: Danaus plexippus (monarch butterfly)
Lineage: Eukaryota; Metazoa; Arthropoda; Insecta; Lepidoptera; Nymphalidae
Exons: 1
Coding region: 263-1249 (328 amino acids)
Molecular function (GO): ATP binding; ATP hydrolysis activity
Source: RefSeq, a predicted model, not a curated record
AUUUCGGGCAUAUUUUUGAAUUAACAGUCACUAUCUUUGAGAGGUUAUCGGAAUAACUUAUAUUAUAUAUAGAUAUCAGAAAAUUUUAGUUACAAAAAUGGAAAAUGUAUUCGUAUUAAAGAAGUUCAGUAACAGAAGUAAUUACUGUUUUAUUCUUAUAGUUGGAAAUACUCAUUAAGAUUAAAAAAAUAUCUGUUGCCUUUGCGCACUUUACAAACAGAGACUGGGUAUAAAUAUAUUGUUUAAAAAGAAUAUAUAGAAAAUGGACGAUAACGACAUAAGCUAUGAACCAAUGGAUAUAGAUUUAAGCUCUAAUUCUUUAAGCGCAAUGGAUAUAUCAUACACGGAACCUUUAUUGGACUAUUCAAGAGUAACUAUAAAGCAGGAAAAGGAUAUGGAUAUAUCUGACUAUAUUUGCCGAUCUCCAUCACCAGUAAUAAUAAGUGAUAUUUUAAGUCCACAAUCAGUUACAGUCCCUAAGACUUGUAAUGAAACUAGUACAUCAAAUCAUAAAACCAAAUGGAUAUCAUGUUUCAUAGUGCUGUUACUCUCGUUUCUAUUAUAUAAAUUUUCCACAUUUCAAUGUUGCGAUGAUUUUCAAUUACAGUCAUUAAAAACUAUACUUCAAUCUAGAUUGUAUGGCCAACCGGCAGCCAUUGAUUCUCUUAUUAAGGCAUUAGAACCAAAUGUUAGUAAAAUGUUAAUAUUGUAUGGUGGGACAGGAGUUGGAAAAACCAUGACAGCUUCAUCGUUGUUGGAAAACAAAUGGGAUUAUGGUAACAUUUAUCACUAUACCAUGCCAAGUUUUUUGCAAACAUUUUCGACCGAGUUCAUGAUUGGACAUACAUUUUGUAAAUCAACAUUAGUGGUGUUGGAUGAUGUCCAAUUUAAUGACAUACAUAUAGUUGAGGAACAUCUUAAAGAACUAAUUGAUAAAAGCAAUAAACUGUCUAAAGUUAUAACUUUAAUACUUAUAUAUAACUGUGACGAAAACGUUAACCAAUAUGUAAACAAGUGUGAUAAUAUUUUGCUAGAAUUAAGAAAGAAAUUCUACAACAUUAAUAUCAAUAAACACUAUAUUAAAUUUAAUCCUCUGAACGAAGAACAUUUGAAGAAAUGUAUUUUAAAUGAUCUUCCAAACAAAGCAGUUGAUGAAGAUGAUUUGAAUAAAAUUGUUAAGUACUUUGAUGUGAAAUUGGAUGGUUGCAAAGGUGUAUAUAAGAAAAUGAAAUAUUUAAAUAUAGUUUAGUUAAAGGUUAGAUUUAAAAUGACUAUUGUGUAAUUUUUCAUUGAUUAGUAUAUAAACAGGUUGAUAAUUUUAUAUUUGUAGUGACUUAUCAAAUCAUAUUGGGGUUUUUAAUAAAGAAUUUGAAACGAU